Cladophialophora yegresii CBS 114405 is the source of this 1311-nucleotide messenger RNA. RefSeq lists its product as uncharacterized. The record is from RefSeq and is a predicted model, not a curated record. The transcript is spliced from 2 exons. Lineage: Eukaryota; Fungi; Ascomycota; Eurotiomycetes; Chaetothyriales; Herpotrichiellaceae. The coding region runs from base 1 to 1311 and encodes 436 amino acids. Gene Ontology annotation, molecular function: chromatin binding.
AUGGCUGGGCGCAAGCGCAAAGCCGGCGAAAUAGAGGACGGGGGGUCAGAUCGCGAGGGUAGCAUCAAAUCUUCACCUAGCAACAAUUUCCACAAGAACCUCAAUUCUUCCCAGCCCGCAAAGAAAGAAGCUGCUUCAGACGCGGACGAACCCCAAGAGACUAUUGAGACAGAAGCAAGCACAGAUACAACCAUCACGGUCGAGUGUCCGGUCUGGCCCAAGUCAAAGCGGUACCUUGCAAGGUUGAAACGAGAGGAUCUAUAUACCGGGCACGAUGCCCCUCUGCUGCCAGGGCCGCGCCGGCUCGAGAUCGACUACGCAGUAAAGCCCGGCAGCUCCUGGUUGAAACUACGGCAGUAUAAGAACGCGAGGUUUAAGGAUCCAAUCGACGUUACCUAUUCCGCCGGCGAAAUCGUCUACGUAAACCGUCGCCUCCCUGUACCAGCGCCACCCUCUACUGAUGCGUCGCCGGCAGAAAGACUUGCAUACGACAAGGAAAACCUUUGGGUGGGACAAAUCGCCGAGUUUCGCGCCGCUUCCACCAACAAAGUCUUUGUGAGGGUGUUCUGGCUCUAUUGGCCGGAUGAACUACCGAUGCAUCGACAACCUUACCAUGGGGAUCGGGAACUAGUGAUGAGCAACCACGUCGAGAUCAUUGAAGCGCAAACAAUUGCAUGCCACGCGGAUAUCAGCCACUGGGAUGAAUAUGACGAUACUAAUAAGACGGUGCUUGAUGAGCGAUACUGGCGCCAAAUGUACGACGUUACCAAGAUGGCGACUCCUCAUCUUGCGCUGAGCAAGCUACGGAAGUUUUGCAUUUGCGGAGGUUAUGACAACCCUGGAGUCGACAUGUUUCAGUGCCGUGCGACUGGAUGCCGGAUGUGGAAUCAUGAAAAUUGCUUGAUUGCAGACAUCGAGAAGAGGGCCUGGGAAAAGUUCAAGACAGGCAUGCUUGACCACGAAAUGCAAGAGGUGGAGGAGAACAAGACUUUCAGUCAGAAAGUCGUAGAAAAGGUUGGGCAGCUUGUGGGAAACGGCAUCGGAGUCUCCGAGGUCCACGACGGGGCGCACUCAGACAGGGUCCUGGGAACCAGCAAGCACACUAAGCUGGUAGCUGGUCAUAAAAAGCCAUGGGCUCGCAAACUGGAAGGCAGGAUCACUAAGGUGCGCAAGGCGGAAGACGAGACCACCGUUCGUGCCACUGUCCGCCAGCUUGUGCCCACUGCGAACACCAAAGCACGGCCUUCCUUCGAACCAAAGAUAUGGAACAUGGAAAUGAACUGCCUCAGGUGCCACCAUUCCCUAAAUUAG